This is a messenger RNA of Eubalaena glacialis (North Atlantic right whale), 3559 nucleotides long. It is a transcript of the gene A4GALT, whose product is annotated as alpha 1,4-galactosyltransferase (P1PK blood group). The coding region runs from base 1639 to 2787 and encodes 382 amino acids. Gene Ontology annotation, molecular function: acetylglucosaminyltransferase activity. The record is from RefSeq and is a predicted model, not a curated record. Lineage: Eukaryota; Metazoa; Chordata; Mammalia; Artiodactyla; Balaenidae. The transcript is spliced from 2 exons. Gene Ontology annotation, biological process: protein O-linked glycosylation.
CUCCCGCCUGCCGGUGCUCCCGCCUGCCGGGCACUACCCUCCCACCGCCUCGCCGACCUCCUGCCGGCCCGCCCGGCCCGCUGGGCCCAGUUGGCCGCCUCCCGGAGCCGCGGGAGCCGGAGAUGGAUUUGCGGGCAUGGAGAGCGUGUGGAAGGACCGAGUUCUUGUUGGCAGAGGAGGUUGGCUGCUGAGCCAGGGCGUGUCUCCAGGAGGCCUGCCAGGCUGCCUGGAUCCCCACCUCGCCACCAUGGGCCGGCCAGGCUGGUCAGUUUCCAGCCCAUGACGUGGUCACGGUUCCCGGCCUCAGCCUUGGGGAGCAAGUCACGGGCUCCUGGCACCACCCUUGGGCCACAAGACCCCUCUGUCCUGGGAGGGGUUGACUCCGGCCCCCCUUGGCCCCCAGGCUACACCCAGUCCCCCACCGCUUUGCACCCAAGCUUCCUGGCCUUAAAGGGGAAACUAUGCAGCUGUCCCCUGGGGUUACAGUAAACGGUGGCCAGGACUCUCUUAAUAGUGAGCGCUGUCCUGGUCAGUGUGUACCAAGUCCCCAAGUGCCAGGCACAUUCAUGGUUGCAAGCUCUGUCUGCCAGGCAGGAUGGCACAGCGGAGAGAACACAGACUUUGGAGCCAGGUGGCCUGGGUUCAAACCCCGCCCUGCCACUUGCUGGCCAGAGGAGUCUGCAUGAGUUACCAGACUUCCGUGCCUCAGUUUCCUCACCACAGGGUGGCUGCGAGUGUUUAAUGAGUUAAUAUGUGGGAAAUGCUGAGAAGGUUGCCUGACAUGUGCGUGGAGGACAGUCAGUAUUCACUGAAUGAAUGAAUAUAACCCUUGCUCCAGUAUUACCGUCUUGCUGCUGGUUCAGGCAGACCUGGGGCCCCUCAUGUCCCAGGCAUUCACACAGUCCCACCGCAGGCCUCUCUUGUUCCUCCCAACCUCCUGCAAGGCACCCAAGAAUGUUCCUGCUGCUGGCCAGCAGCAGCCUGGGCAUCAGGAGAGAAUGAGAGUCCAAGGGCAGCAGUACUAGUCAAGUCACAGACUAUAUAUAGCACAACCUCCCUGUUGCUUUCCCUCCAGGCAGGGGCUGGGGAAGCCAGGGGCCCAGGAGACCCCGUCACGUCUUGCCCAAGGGCUUCGGGACACGGCCAGCAUGCCCACGUGCCUAGAGUCCGCCCGUCCUGCUCCGGAGCGAGCUUGGCUGCCAGCACCCAGGCCCCCCAGAGCCCCAGGCCUCCUGCUAAAAGUCCCUGUGGCUGCUGGCAGUUCUUCCUCUUGGACCAGCUCCAGGCCCAGCUGGUGGAACUGAAUGGGACCGAGAGGUGCAUGCAUUGGGCCUCAGAUCAUAGGCUGCCAGCCUGGUAGUUCAAAGGGGACAGGCCUUGCCAGGCAGAGAGGCCAGACCCUGCCCUGGGCCCAUGUUGGCCGCACGUCGUAGGUGGUGCUGGCCCAGCCCUUGGGGAGCUCACAGGUAUGUCACAGAGUGAAAGGGACCCUGCUCAGAUCUCAGCCCAUGGCCCGCUGCCCCCAUUUUACAGAUGAGGACGGAGAUGAGGCUCUGACCACCUGGCAGGCCCGUGGGCUCUGGAAGCCGGCGUCGGCUGUGGCUGGUGUUUGUAGGAAGUGUCUUUCUUGGGUCAGGGAUGCCAGCAGCCUGCCCGAAUGCGGUGCUCGUCUCUUACAGACUAGCCAGUUUCUGCUGGAGGCUCCUGAUAUCACCUGGGGAGAUGACGUCCAGGCCCCCCGACUGCCUGCUGCGGCUGCUCCGGGGUGCCCCGAGGCAACGGGUCUGCACCCUGUUCAUCAUCGGCUUCAAGUUCACGUUUUUGGUCUCCGUCAUGGUCUACUGGCACGUUGUGGGAGAGCCCGGGGGCCAAGGGCAGUUCUCUCACCUGCCUGCUGACAUACCCUGCCCGCGCUUGGUCCCCCACACACCGCCCCCCGGCACCCCACCUCCCGGCAACAUCUUCUUCCUGGAGACUUCUGACCGUACGGACCCCAACUUCCUGUUCAUGUGCUCAGUGGAGUCAGCAGCCAGGGCCCAGCCUGAGUCCCGGGUGGCGGUCCUGAUGAAGGGGCUGCCCGGCGGGAACGCCUCCCUGCCCCGGCACCUGGGCCUCUCGCUUCUGGGCUGCUUCCCCAACGUCCAGAUGCUCCCGCUGGACCUGCAGGAGCUGUUUCGGGACACGCCCCUGGCAGCCUGGUACGCGGCCCUGCAGCGGCGGUGGGAGCCCUACGUGCUGCCCGUGCUCUCCGAUGCCUCCAGGAUUGCGCUCAUGUGGAAGUUCGGAGGCAUCUACCUGGACACGGACUUCAUCGUCCUCAAGAGCCUGGGGAACCUGACCAACGCGCUGGGCACCCAGUCCCGCUAUGUCCUCAACGGCGCCUUCCUGGCCUUCGAGCGCCACCACGAGUUCAUGGCGCUGUGCAUGCGUGACUUCGUGGCCCACUACAACGGCUGGAUCUGGGGCCACCAGGGCCCGCAGCUGCUCACGCGGGUCUUCAAGAAGUGGUGUUCCAUCCGCAGCCUGGGCGAGAGCCACGCCUGCCGCGGCGUCACCGCCCUGCCCUACGAGGCCUUCUACCCCAUCCCCUGGCAGAACUGGAAGAAGUACUUCGAAGACGUCAGCCCCGAGGAGCUGUCCCGGCUGCUCAACGCCACCUACGCUGUCCACGUGUGGAACAAGAAGAGCCAGGGCACGCGCUUCAAGGCCACGUCCAGGGCACUGCUGGCCCAGCUGCACGCUCGCUACUGCCCCACGACGCACAAGGCCAUGAAGCUUUACUUGUGAGGGGCCUGCCUGGCUCCCUCCCUGCACCCGGCGUCCUGAAGGAAAGGGCUCGGCCACCCUUCCUGGGGAGACCUGAGCUGCUGCAGCCCAGGAUCUGGGGCAGAGGCAGCGGGGAGGGCGGGGAACUCUCGGCCCAAGAGCUGCUACCGGAAGGCGUGCUGCGGGCCCCGGGACCUGCUCCCUUCAAGCUAGCGGGAGGCUGGUGGGCCUGGUCGCCUCUACCCCCUAGGCCAGUGCACUGUCACAGGGUAGAGGCGACCAGUGGUGGGGGAAGGGUGCCCAGCCAGAAUCAGCUGGAGUGCACCGGGUGAGCAUCCUGGGUCUUGCAGACAACAGGCAAGCCCGGCAAGUAUGAAAGCGUCUUCCAGGGCAGCGCGGGAAGCAGGCAGGCUGGGGCUGAAGUGCCCACGAGGGGAGCACGGAGAAGCCCAAGGAAAGGGGGUAGGAAGGAGGGAGAGGAGGCCGCUUGUGGGGUAGCCGGGAUGCACACCCAGCUUCGUGAGCCCAAGGGGUGGGGUGCUUCUGGGGUUUGGGUUUCUUUUUCAGGGGGGCCGAGGCCGGCAGAGCUGGCCUGGGGAGCUCUUUGGGGGAGGGCCUGCCUGCCCACCUCAUCCUUCUUUCCAGAAAUGUUGCAGGAGUGACAUGUGCCAGCUGCCCACUCACGGGCAGGGGCCCUGGAGUUCUUGUGGCUCAGGAAAAGUGUUUUAAAGGAAACACCCCUUACCCUACCCGCAAUAAACACAAUAAAAGUGAGAAGAAUAAAUACAAUAUU